GGGACUCGCUUGUAUAAUAGGGCAACCAGUGGCACGGAGCUCAUGCUGCUGCUGUGCCUCCCCUCAUGUCCCAAUAUAGCAAUAACAGCAGAAGGCGGCCAUGCAUUAACAAGUCGAGAGCCUUUUACUGUUCGUAUAUUUGCAACUGUUGCGCUGACCAAAGUAAACACUGAUACAUUGUAAUGUUCUAUCAGCCUGUUGAAAAUGGGCUUGUUUUUAUAUAUCGCUGGAUCUGCCAUCCCCACCGAGGCCAGUGUCUAUGAGCAGGUACUUCACUGUGAGGGAGUGAAUAACAAAAGCUACGUGUGUGAGACGGGACACUGUUGUGGAGAGUCCCAGUGCUGUAGCUACUACUAUGAAAUUUGGUGGUUCUGGCUGGUGUGGGCCAUCAUCUUCAUCCUGAGCUGCUGCUGCGUGUGUCAUCACCGUCGCACCAAACACAGACUGCAACAGCAACAACGACAGCACGAGAUCAACCUCAUUGCCUACAGAGAGGUUCACAACAACACCUCUAUCCCCUUCUACUUCAGAUUCCUACCCAACUAUCUCCUUCCAGAAUAUGAGGAAGCGGUGCAUCGUCCUGCUACGCCCCCUCCCCCAUAUAGUGCCUUAAACACCGGACCUCCAGCCUACAUCAGCCCCUUAACCACUGACCAGCAGGAUACGCACUGCCCACCCAGACAGAUCACUCCAGUGCCCACUGCAUCUGACACGCUCUGUUCCAGACCCAGCCUAGAAGAGAUCCAUACCUCCAACGGGUACCACCACAAAGGCGACAGCAAGAGCGAGAUCGAGUUAGAGCAAAGCAGGUCCACGCGGAGUGCUCUUCCCUUAGAUCAGCCUCCCAGCGUGGACAAACAGAACGAGUGCAGGAAGGGGAUGCUCAGGAAUGUGGUGAUGCCUGAUGAGAACGAGAGGAUUCUGGCAAGGCACCGCAGAUUUACGGGGGACUCUGGGAUUGAGGUGUGCGUUUGUGGGGGAGGCUUGAAAAGCCAUGAACCCAAAGAAUUGGAGAGGCUUUUGAGCAAGGAGGACCAAGGGGACUCUGAGGAUUUCUGUGAGGAAUGUGGCCUCCAUUCCUUCGAAGAGGAAAAUCAGGGCCGUCUAUCCCCAGAAAACAGAGUGGAGUGUGGAGCAUCUCCGAUAGCCCAAUCUCAACCCCAUCCUGUUUUCCUCUACUUGCAUACUAUUAAUGAACAAGAGUGUCCACACAAUAACACACAAUCUUAAAGCUGAAUACUAAUUUAGAAAAAGCUGAAUGAGAUGGUGAAGGAAAAAGUGAGAUAUAGGGAGCAUACUGUUGGAAGUAUAUGAUGGAAACAAUUAGAUGUUAUCCGCAUCUUUGUUUUAUGUACAAAGCAUCUAUUUAUGCAGUUAAAAGCCCAAAAGUGCACAAGGAUAGGCUCUACUUGCUCCACGAGACAACGUAUCACAUGUGCUGCUGUAAUCGUGCGUUCAAAGUGGUCGGAGGCAAGAUGCCGUUGUGCCUUUUCUACACAAAAAUACAGCAAAAUGAUGAACAAAGAAUGCACAUUUUAUGAAGGUGCUGUAAACUGAAUCAUAAUUGUACAAUACUUUUGUACAUGCAACAUAGCUAGUUUUAGUUUUUCUCACUGACACGCCCCCAACUCAAUUCUGAGCUCAAAGAAAAUCCAGCUUCCCACUUUGUAAUUACGACUUUGUGCAUUCAUCUCAUAAAUAUGAUCUUUCAGACGAUGACUUAUAAGCAUCAUAAACCACAUCCACAGUGUAAAGAUGCGGUCACAUUUACCCUUGCUUGGUGAAAUUUCAUUUCAAUAGCAAUCUGUGUGAUCAGCAGUUUUCCGUAAGGGCGAAAAAGUUCCCCGCACAGAAUCUGCUUUUAUUCAAGUUGGUCAUGUGAAUUCGCUGUGUUCUCCUGCAGAAAGCUUGCUUUUAAAGUGACUUCACACAUCGCUACACUAUUGACAAUGGACCUUUUUUUGCCCAUGAAAAAAACUGUGCAGUCUUAGGAUUGAGACGCUAAAUACGCAAACACUAGUGUGCUGAACUAUCAGUUUUUUAGGACAGUCAGAGAGAAAUGUAAAUAUUGACGGAACACCAAAAAAAGACGCUUUUGAGGCCCCUGUCGACUUUCCCUAAUGUAAUGGGACAAAUUUUAACGGUGUUUAUUAAGUUUUUUGUUUUGCACAAUCACAUUGUUCUGAAUGAAACAUAUUCAAUUAAUUUGAAACACAAAGUAUUUACAUACCUACAGUCUUAAUUCACAUAUUGUCUGUGUUGUUUUUGCUGCUGUAAGCUCUGAUGAAUGUGUAUUCAGAACAAGUUUGAUUCGUAAAUCUAAGCUUUCAUAGCCAAAGUAGGCUAUAUAGAUGACAUGGGACAGUUGUUAGCAUUGGAGCUUGAAAGUGCUGCAUUAUUACUUGCCAUCAUUUUCUGAUUGCAUAGAAACACUACAUGUUGAAUGUUCCUUUGAACCUGUAGGGAUAGAAGCCUUGCCGAAGGGAGUUGUCUUUAGUACACAAACUGCUGGAAGUCAGGUCUUAUAGCUGCUUAUCCAUUGAUGUAAGCUACAAAGUAAAAUAACUAUUUUCUCAGUGAAACAUAUUUAAGUGAACUCCAAAGAUUAUAUAUUAACAUUUUGAUAUUUUUAAAAAUGAUAAUAUAGAUCAUUCUAUUUGUAAAACUUGUCUUGAUGAGAUUGAUGCUAUUGCCGACACAUGGGUACAUAAGGCUGUAAUUGGUGUAACAUGAAUUGCCUUUAUUCUUUUUGCACUCUGUUACAACCACUCUUAAAUGCAAUUCCCGUGCCAGUUGUCCAGUAUCAUCUUGGACAUCAGCCUAAUAGAAUAUAUAUUUUUAUGUAAAUACUUUUCUUCAUGAAAUCUCAAAAUCUGUGCCUUUUCAUUUUUACAUCAUGAACUUUGGUAACAAUUCAAAGUGCCUUGAUUUUCUGUUCGUAUGCAAACUAAUGAGCCAUACUUGUGUAAUUAUAAAAUGAUUUAUUUUUGUAUUUCUGCACCAAAGUAGCUUCAGUUUUAAGUUCCUCGACUGAAGCACUCUUAACAAAUAAUUUAUUUCACUGCCCUAAUGAAUGUUAUUAGUAGAGAGAUGUGCUGUUCUUACUGGUGUCUCUGUGAUGACAAUCUAAUGUUAGAGCUGUGCUUGGAGACAAAUACAUAUGAAUCAAUCUCUUUCUCUGAAAUAUUAAUAAGCUGCUAAUUUUCAAAAAAGUUAUAGAUACUCUGAAGCAUUGUGCAAACAUGAUAUGAAUAUGAUAUCAUUUUGUACAGCCUACAAU
This is a messenger RNA of Rhinichthys klamathensis goyatoka, 3280 nucleotides long. It is a transcript of the gene wbp1lb, whose product is annotated as WW domain binding protein 1-like b. NCBI's taxonomy places the organism in Eukaryota, Metazoa, Chordata, Actinopteri, Cypriniformes, Leuciscidae. The transcript has 4 exons. Bases 205 to 1230 code for a protein of 341 amino acids. The record is from RefSeq and is a predicted model, not a curated record.